Punctularia strigosozonata HHB-11173 SS5 is the source of this 918-nucleotide messenger RNA. RefSeq lists its product as uncharacterized. The record is from RefSeq and is a predicted model, not a curated record. NCBI's taxonomy places the organism in Eukaryota, Fungi, Basidiomycota, Agaricomycetes, Corticiales, Punctulariaceae. The coding region runs from base 1 to 918 and encodes 305 amino acids. The transcript has 17 exons.
AUGUCAGCCGCAGUGACGCCUCCUCCCCUCGAUAAUACUCUGGGUGUUGCUUUGAUUGGCGUGAUUGCUGCAUCGGCGCUUUACGGAUUAUCCUGUCUGCAAACUUGGACGUACUAUCGCAUGUACACCAAGGAUCCUGUUUUCAUCCGGGUUACGGUGGCCGUAUUAUGGAUACUCGACACGCUUCACUCUGCUUUCAUCAGUCAUUGUGUUUAUUUCUAUCUUGUUACUUGCUUUGGAAAAUACGAGGACCUCGAGAGAGCGAUAUGGAGCAUCAUCGUGCCCGUGGCCCUCAACUGUAUUUCUGCAUUCAUCGUUCAGAUAUUUCUCUCCUGGCGGGUCUACAAGAGUGGGUGUCUCGAUCAUUUCGGCUCCGGAUGUGUUCUGAGUCAGACAGUGAGCGACAGGAACAUUGUACUGGUAGCGGUGAUAUGGGUGCUAGCAUUGACACAACUUGCUGUGGGAUUAACGAUGACAGGUCUCGGGUUCCAAUUUCGACUCUUCGCAGACCUACAUAACUAUAAGGGUGUCGUAACAAGUUCGCUAGCCAGUGCUGCAUUGGCCGAUAUCGCCAUCGGUGCAAGCAUGUGCUUCUACCUAUACAGGAAGAGAACAGGGUUCUCAAGCCUUGUUGCAGUCGCGGGAUUCAUCUCAUUCUUGGCUAUGCCCAACAAUCUUGUCAAUUUCGCGAUCAAUUUUGUUCUUGGGAAGGUGUACUCUAACACAAUUCUAUCGACCCUCAACGCCCGUCAAAACCUUCGGAAAAGCAACGAUAUUCCUUUGGAGCUUUCCACGACGCGCAUUGCGGCGAUCAAUGCAACACCCCUCGAGGUCACCGCCGGAAGCACAACCAAAGCUGACUAUGACAGACAGAGAAUGGAGAAGCCGUUGGGCUCCUCUGCCUCUUCCUAUGCGUAA